This is a messenger RNA of Argentina anserina (silverweed cinquefoil), 1948 nucleotides long. RefSeq lists its product as uncharacterized. Lineage: Eukaryota; Viridiplantae; Streptophyta; Magnoliopsida; Rosales; Rosaceae. The record is from RefSeq and is a predicted model, not a curated record. Gene Ontology annotation, cellular component: catalytic step 2 spliceosome. The coding region runs from base 281 to 1774 and encodes 497 amino acids. The transcript has a single exon.
AGAUGCUUCUGUUCAGUUGCGUUCAAUUUUGCUCCUGGUUUCCGACGAAGAAUGAUUUAUUAAUAUAACCCGUAUAUUCCUGUUAUUUACAUUAUUGCCAUUCCUUUAUCUCAUCAGGUGCGACGCGUCAUAUAUCCCACGCGCUUCACAUAAUAGUCUCCGAUUCCAAUCCCAAUUCCUUAUCAAACCCUAAAACCCAAAUUAAUCCUUCCCCAUUGAAUUCCAGCAUCAAACUCUUCUUCAUCCCAAACCCGAACCCUAGUUCCCCACCUCCUCAACAAUGCUCGGAACUCCGGGUCGCUCCCCCCGCCACCUCUCCUCCCCUACCCCCUCUGCAAUUUCCGAUUACUCCACCUCCUCCGCCGCCGUCGCCACCACCCCCAGAAACCCUAGCGGCGGCGCCUACCCGAAGGUCCUCGACGAAGACACUUACGUCGCCGUCCUCGAGAAAAUCAUCGAGCGCGACUUCUUCCCCGACCUCACGAAGCUCCGCGACCGCCUCGACUGGCUGGAGGCCAUCAAGACCCGCGACCCGAUCCGGAUCCGAGAUGCCCAGCUCCAGAUCAUCGAGCGACGCGGCCACAAGGCGACCCGCACCACUCCAAACCCUAGCGCCGCCAAAACCCCCGGCUCCACUUUCCUCCGCAGCUGCACGCCCCUCGAUGACUUCGACAACAAAACCCCCAUAGCCCCCGCCGCGGUCCCCACCGCCGCCGGAGUUGGCUCCGGCGGAGACGGGAUUGAGGAGUCGCUGAGUUUGGACCAGUUUGUGAGGAGGUAUACGAGUGAGGACAAUGAGAGCUUCACGAAGAUUCUGGAGAAGGAGAAUAGGAAGAGGAAGGAGAGGUAUGAUUAUCUCUUGGAGGGCGAAAACUCCGAUAAGGCGGCGGCGAUUGAGGAUGCGAAGAGGAAUAGGAUAACAGAUGGAUAUGGAACUUCGGAUCAGCCGAUGAGUACAUUGGAAGGGUGGAAGUUUACGGCCAAGAAUCUGUUAAUGUACCACCCUGCCGACCGCGGUGAGGCGCCGCUGACGCUGGAGGAGCGGGCGGUGAGGAUGAAGAGCUUGGAGAAGGAGAUUAGCCGCACCAAUACGAGGUUUCAUGGCAAGAUGAUGGAUAGGCCGAGAGAGGAAGGGAGCUUUGAGGUGCUGUAUGCUCCUGUGGCUGGGGGGACGCCCGUGAUUAUGGAUAGAGACGGGGAUAAGCUUAAGAAGUAUGAUUUGGAUGAUUUGAGGAAGACGCCGCCCAAUCGCUUUUAUGUGGAGUCGGAGAAGAAGGCAGACAAUGGGUAUACCUUUGUGAAGACGCCGUCCCCUGCACCGGGGGUUGAUGAGUCACCGUUUAUAACGUGGGGUGAGAUUGAAGGGACGCCGCUGAGGUUGGAGCAGGAGGACACUCCUCUUGAUAUUGGUGGGAGUGGAGGACCACAUUUUAGGAUUCCAUGCCCGGGUUCGAGAGAGGAGAAGGCUUACUCACUGUCGAGAGUAGCUGCAAGGAAAUUGAGGGAGAGGGAAAAAUUGUUUCCGAAGCCGCCUUUGCCAUCGCCUUCCAGAGCUGGUAGCGCCAGUCCAAGUGUGAGGACGCUCUCUCCUGCUGCGCAGAAGUUUGUAAGGAAUGCAAUUGCCAAGUCUUCGUCGACUGUUGAUGAAACUCUUAGAGCCAGUUAUCGAGGUUCAAGUCCUGGUCUGGCUACUCCUAAAGGUGGAAGGAGUGUGUCAAGGUUUAGUACUAUGAAAUCCAGAUCACCUUCUGCAAGGGAGGGCUCACCUUGGUAAUUUGUAGUACUCUUUGUUUGAUGUUUAUCAUACUGAUUACUCUUGUAUUUGGCACCAAAUAAGCCUUCUCUUUUGAACUACAUAUGUAAAAAUUAGCUGAUUGUCCUUUUGAUGACAAGGAGUAAGUCUAAUUGCGUGGUUUCACAGUAUGAGUUUUAUUGGUUUAUUGCUACU